UUCAACCUAAGCUCACAUAUAAAGCAUACUAACCUUAAUUCACACACACACAAAAGCACAUGGAGUCUACCAAAAUUUUAACGUUCAAAGUAGUGAAAAAAACCCCAGAGCUGAUCACCCCGGAAACGGAAACGCCUAAAGAAUUUAAACUCCUCUCGGACAUCGACGACCAAGGGGCCCUCCGUGCCCAAACUCCGGUGAUUCAGUUUUACCGGAGAAGCCCCUCGGCCCAAGGGAAGGACCCGGUCAAAGUGAUACGUGAAGCCAUUGCCAAGGCCUUGGUUUUGUACUACCCUUUGGCGGGACGCCUGAGGGAGCGGCCCAACCGCAAGCUGGUAGUGGAGUGCACCGGAGAGGGGGUGGUGUUUGUCGAAGCCGACGCUGACGUGGCACUGCACCACCUGGGUGAUGCCCUUUAUCCUCCCUUCCCAUACUUGCAUAAGCUUCUUCACCAUCUCCCAUCCACUGCUGGUCUCAUCAAUUGCCCAUUGUUGCUUAUUCAGGUGACACGGCUUACAUGUGGUGGGUUCGUGUUCGCCAUCCGCUUGAAUCACACCAUGGCCGACGCGGGAGGGCUGGCCCAGUUUUUGUCGGUCGUCGCCCAGUUUGCCCACGGAGCCGACGCCCCUUUGACCCGGCCCGUCUGGGAAAGACACCUCCUCAGCGCUCGUAACCCCCCGCGCGUGUCAUGCACACACCACGAAUAUGGCGACACUACCACUACUUCCACCACUACUACUCCACCUGAUAAAGAUAUAGUGGACCGAAGUUUCUACCUCAGCGCCACCGACAUCUCCGCCCUCCGCAGCAUCCUACCGCCGCACCUCCGCGGCUGCUCCACCUUCGAGAUCGCGGCAGCCUGCACGUGGCGCUGCCGGACAAUCUCGCUCCCUCUACACCCCAACGAAGUGAUAAGGAUCUCAUGCAUGGUGAACUGCCGGAAGCGGCUCAAUCCGCCGCUCCCGGAGGGCUACUACGGCAACGCCAUCGUCUACCCCGCGGCCGUGUCGACGAGGGAGAGGCUGUCGCUGCGGGAGGCGGUGGAGCUGGUGAGAAGCUCGAAGGCGCAGGCGACGGAGGAGUACGUGAGAUCAGCUGCGGAUCUGAUGGCGAUGAGAGGGCGGCCCGGUUUUGUAGAGAGGGGGACUUUUAUAGUGUCGGAUUUCACGCGGGCGGGUUUGGGAGAAACGGACUACGGGUGGGGCGCGGCGGCUUAUGGCGGGCCGGCGCAGUGCAGGGAUCUGGUUCCUGGAGUUGUGAGCUAUGUGAUAGCGCAUAAGAAAGGGGUGGUUGUGACCAUGUGUUUACCGGCAAACGCCAUGGAAAAGUUUGCGUGUGAGCUUGAGAGGGCUGUGGCGGGUAACCGGACAAGCUUACAUGUUAUAGCCUCGGCGCUGUGAUCUUAAUUACGGAUUAAGCAGCAAACAAUAUAAAUUAGAUUCA
Molecule: messenger RNA, 1443 nt
Organism: Salvia splendens (bonfire salvia)
Lineage: Eukaryota; Viridiplantae; Streptophyta; Magnoliopsida; Lamiales; Lamiaceae
Product: benzyl alcohol O-benzoyltransferase
Exons: 2
Coding region: 60-1400 (446 amino acids)
Source: RefSeq, a predicted model, not a curated record